Molecule: messenger RNA, 802 nt
Organism: Daktulosphaira vitifoliae (grape phylloxera)
Lineage: Eukaryota; Metazoa; Arthropoda; Insecta; Hemiptera; Phylloxeridae
Product: single-pass membrane and coiled-coil domain-containing protein 4
Exons: 2
Coding region: 187-390 (67 amino acids)
Source: RefSeq, a predicted model, not a curated record
AAAAUUUGUACUGUUAGGUUGUUUUCGUGGCAAGUGUAUCAUAAUAAUUUUGUAGUUGACAAGUGUUUGUUUCUCUAAACGUCGCUAAUUCAAGUUAGUUUUCUAUAAAUUCUCAAUAUUUAAAAAUCAAAAAGUGAGUUUAUUUUAAUUAACAUCAAACAUGGUUCAUGUUUUGCAAAAACAAGAAUGAGGAAUUCUCGCAGUAACAAACCAAAGGAAACUAAUAAACAAAAGAAAGAACGUAAGAAGGAAUUUUUGGAAAAUAAGAAAAAUGUUGUAACAGUUGUUUUACCUACUUUGGCUGUUAUUUUUGCUCUUAUCACUUUAUUUAUUUACUUGAAAGUUCAUCCUAAUGCAUUAAAUUUCAUGGCAUCUGAGAAAUCACUUUAAAAUAUUUUAAUUAAACUUAUCAUGUGAUUAAUUACAUUUAACGUCACAUUCUUAUUCCUAUUUUUUUUUUUGUGUGAUGUAUUUCCUCAUCAAUUUUAUGUCUUUACAAUUUAUUAUUAUUACUUGAUUUUCUUAAUGCACACAUCUUAAAUUCUAAGAUAAUGUGUUUCAUAAUAACUAAAUUAAUAAUUAUAUCUUGUUUAUCAAUCAAUUAUUAUUUUUAUCUUGCAUAUUUUUUAUAUAUAAAAUAAUUAAACAAAUAGAUUUUUUUCAGAACCAUAGUAUAUAUUUUUAAUAAGGUUAUGUAUCUUAAUGAAAUUUUAUUGUUGAAAAUCUUUAUGUUUAAAACUUAUAUUUUGUUCAAAACUUUAUUUUUAAAAUAAAUAUAUACCUACAUUAUUUUUUAAAUCUA